Toxotes jaculatrix (banded archerfish) is the source of this 1524-nucleotide messenger RNA. Its product is annotated as neuronal acetylcholine receptor subunit alpha-7-like. The record is from RefSeq and is a predicted model, not a curated record. The transcript has 10 exons. Gene Ontology annotation, molecular function: transmembrane signaling receptor activity; acetylcholine-gated monoatomic cation-selective channel activity. Bases 25 to 1524 code for a protein of 499 amino acids. Gene Ontology annotation, cellular component: neuron projection; postsynaptic membrane; synapse. Gene Ontology annotation, biological process: regulation of membrane potential; monoatomic ion transmembrane transport; nervous system process. Lineage: Eukaryota; Metazoa; Chordata; Actinopteri; Toxotidae.
UGUUCGCUUGGGUUUUAUAUUUGGAUGGCCAUGCUUUUCAGAGGAUCCCUGCAGGGGGAACAUCAGAGGAGGCUGUACAAAGAGCUGCUGGCUAACUACAACAGACUGGAAAGACCUGUGGUCAAUGACUCUGCUGCCAUCUUGGUGGAGCUGGGCCUCACGCUGCUCCAGAUCAUAGAUGUGGAUGAGAAGAACCAAGUGCUGAUGACCAAUGCAUGGCUGCAGCUGUACUGGACAGAUAUCUACCUGAGCUGGAAUCCAGAAAACUACCCCGGCGUCCAGAACCUGCGAUUCCCUUCAGACCAGAUCUGGACCCCUGACAUCCUCCUUUACAACAGUGCGGACGAGAGGUUCGAUGCCACCUUCCACACCAACGUACUGGUAAAUGCAUCAGGUUACUGCCAGUACAUCCCCCCUGGCAUCUUGAAGAGCACCUGCUACAUCGACGUGCGUUGGUUCCCCUUUGACAUUCAGAAGUGUGACUUGAAGUUUGGCUCGUGGACACACAACGGCUGGCUACUGGACCUCCAGAUGCUGGAUGUGGACACGUCCACAUACAUACCCAAUGGAGAGUGGGACCUUGUGGGUGUGCCAGCUAAGCGUAAUGAGCUGUAUUACGAGUGCUGUAAGGAGCCCUACCCUGACGUGACAUUUACAGUCACGAUGCGCCGCAGGACUCUAUAUUAUGGACUCAAUCUGCUUAUUCCCUGUGUGCUGAUCUCUGGCUUGGCCCUUCUGGUUUUCUUGCUACCUGCAGACUCUGGGGAAAAGAUCUCUCUGGGCAUCACUGUGCUGCUUUCGCUAACUGUCUUCAUGCUUCUGGUAGCAGAGAUCAUGCCUGCUACGUCCGACUCUGUUCCUCUCAUCGCCCAAUACUUUGCCAGCACCAUGAUGAUUGUGGGAAUGUCUGUGGUGGUGACUGUUAUAGUCCUGCAGUUUCACCAUCAUGACCCUCAGGGAGGCAAGAUGCCCAAGUGGGUUAGGGUAGUUCUGUUGAACUGGUGUGCUUGGUUUCUUCGCAUGAAACAACCCGGAGAUGAGCGCAAGCGGCCUGGGUACAAGUACCGUCACUCCUCCCAGCAUCACUCCAGCACCAGUUCCAUAGAGAUGGGCACCUCCAACGGUUCCAUGAGUCUCUACUUUGGCAGUUACCACCCCAUAGAGAGUCCACACUGCCCACCUUCUAGCGACUCUGGGGUGGCGUUAGGCGGGCGUGCCCACGGCUCCCCCAGCGACGAGGCUGAGCCACCGGGAGGAGUUGGCGGUGGUGUUGGAGGCCUGGGGAUGGGAGUUGGCAUCCCCCCACCAGAGAUCCAGCGUAUCCUGGAGGAGGUGUCGUACAUAGCCCAGCGGUUCCGGGACCAGGACGAGGCUGAGGCCAUCUGCAGCGAGUGGAAGUUUGCAGCGGCGGUGGUGGACCGUCUGUGUCUGGUGGCCUUCUCUCUCUUCUCCAUCAUUUGCACCUUCACCAUUCUCAUGUCAGCACCUAACUUCAUAGAGGCUGUUUCCAAGGACUUCACAUAG